This is a messenger RNA of Exophiala xenobiotica, 807 nucleotides long. RefSeq lists its product as uncharacterized. NCBI's taxonomy places the organism in Eukaryota, Fungi, Ascomycota, Eurotiomycetes, Chaetothyriales, Herpotrichiellaceae. The coding region runs from base 1 to 807 and encodes 268 amino acids. The transcript has a single exon. The record is from RefSeq and is a predicted model, not a curated record.
AUGAAUCCAUCACAAGCAUCGCCUUCAUCUGGCACCCGAAAAUCGCAAUCUCCCGUUCCAAAGCCAUCUUCAAACAAGCCGAAGCCCGCACGGAGCAAUCCAUCCCUCACAGACGCCCUCCUAUUCCAGUUCAAUUUCAACCAUGGCUUCCGGACAACAUAUGUCACAGGUGACAUCGACAUUGACAUUAUCCCAGGACCGCCAGAUGCGGCAGCCGCUACAAAGGGUCGCAUCGGAUACAGACCCGGGACAAGGGCUCAAGUGCCCGAGGCUGAAGGCAGAUCUAUGGAGCCUAUCUUCAACGGCAGUGUCUUCAUACAAGCCUCGAAAAUCACUACAUCAGGAACAUUCGAACUCUAUAUUAGGUACACCAUGGAUGAGUUCUCGCAACCAGAGAUUCUAGGCCGCGCGUUCGAGCCAGCCUCGUCAAUGCGAUUCGAAAGUGGACCCGGGUACUACCAGUGGCAUUUCAAAGACAAUUACGACCUAUCAGCAGCGGGAAACCGUCUAGUAUACGAAGUCACCCCGAAAUACAAAACCGUGAGUCCCCCUAAGCCUCUCCACCCUGCUCACCCUCCACCACUGACUAAAAAUAUCUAUCAGAUUACGAUCAAAGCGAAAGAAAAGGUUGAGCUUGAGGCUGAGCUGGGUGCGAAGAUCCCUUCCUGGGCGAAGAUCGUGGACGUGAGUCUAGGCGGCAAGGUCAAGGCGACAGGCGAGGCCGAGUCGUCGCAGGAAUUUUCUAUCACUUACCCUACAGGCGAUAUCACGGUCGAGGCUCCUAAGAGAGUGACGCAUCCAACGUGA